GAUAGGGAUUGAAUCCAGGGCCGUCUGCAUGCAAAGAUGAUGUUCUACCACUGAGUGGUGGUCCCUCCUUGGGAUGAGGUCCUGAGCCAGUACAACAUGCCAGGUCCGAACCAAACUGGGUGCAAUGAACGCUCCAUGCAGGCCUCGCCAUGGAAGGCUGUGACUCAUCUGUCAUCUCGGGGAAGGACAAUGGGUGUGCUAUUCCUCAGCACCAGCAAUGGACUGAACUCAGCAGCACCCACCUCCCCAGCAAACCUUGUAACAUGGAGCCAUCUGCAGCGGAGAGCCAUGAAGCCCUAGACAACCGGCGGGCUCCUUUCAGUGAGCACUCCGCAGAAAGUGUCGUUGCCUCUGGCUCCAGCACUGAGCCAGCCAGCAAGGAGGUCAGCUGUAACGAAUGCUCCACCUCCUUCGCCAGCUUACAGACCUACAUGGAGCACCACUGCCCCAGUGCCCGUCCGCUCCUCCCUCUGCAAGAAGACUGUGGGAGUGACACUGGCGAGGAGGGAGAUGAGGAAAGUGAUGUAGAGAAUCUGGCAGGGGAGAUAGUCUACCAGCCAGAUGGCUCGGCAUACAUUGUUGAAAGCAUCAGUCAGCUGAUCCAAAGUGGGGGGGUCUGUGGGGGUGGCAAUGGCACCAGCAGUGGGACGCUCCCAUCACUCUUUAUGAACUCUCUCCCCAGUGCUGGGAGCAAGCAAGGCGAGGCAACUUCGGCUGCGCCUGUCUACCCACAGAUCAUCAACACUUUCCACAUAGCCUCAUCCUUUGGGAAGUGGUUUGAGGGCUCGGACCAGGCCUUCCCGAAUACCUCAGCCCUGACAGGGGUUAGCCCUGUCCUGCACAGCUUCCGCGUUUUUGAUGUGCGCCACAAAAGCAACAAGGAUUACCUGAACAGCGAUGGUUCUGCCAAAAGUUCCUGCGUAUCCAAAGAUGUUCCCAACAAUGUGGACCUGUCCAAAUUUGAUGGCUUUGUGCUUUAUGGAAAGCGGAAGCCCAUCCUGAUGUGUUUCUUGUGCAAGCUCUCCUUUGGAUAUGUCCGCUCAUUUGUGACCCAUGCGGUGCAUGACCAUCGAAUGACUCUGAGCGAGGAGGAGCGGAAAAUUCUUAGCAAUAAGAACAUCUCCGCUAUCAUCCAAGGAAUAGGCAAAGACAAGGAACCCCUUGUAAGCUUUUUGGAACCAAAAAACAAAAACUUUCCACACCCUUUAGUUUCCACAGCUAACCUCAUAGGCCCUGGACACAGUUUCUAUGGCAAAUUCAGUGGGCUCCGCAUGGAAGGGGAAGGGGGUACCCAGGUUGGGGCUGCCAGUGGAGCAGAACAACCCCAGUCGGGCCUCUUGGCCUCUGGGGCUCUCUUGAACCUUGGAGGGCUAACAAGUUCAGCUUUGAAGACCCCAAUUACCUCAGUCCCCCUGGGCCCACUGGCUUCCAGUCCAACAAUAUCCUCCGAGGGGAAGGAGGACCCUGGGAUAGUAGAGUAUGAAAAGCAAGACCUGGCUGACCAGGACAGCCUCUCAGAGAAAAUUGAGCCAGCUGGGGAGGACGAGGAGGAGGAAGAGGAGGAGGAAGAGGACGAGGAGGAGGAAGAAGAUGAUGAGGGGUGCAAAGGGCUGUUCCCAAGCGAGUUGGAGGAUGAACUGGAGGAAAGGCCUCCUGAGGAGUCUGGGGCAGUGGCAGGCAGCGGCAGCAGCAAAAAGGACCUUGCUCUCUCAAACCAAAGCAUUUCUCCCUUAAUGCCUAAUGUGCUCCAGACUCUGUCCAGGGGCACAGCUUCUUCUAGUUCUAAUUCUGCUUCUUCCUUUGUCUUUGAUGGUGCAAAUAGGAGGAAUUGUUUAAGCUUUAACAGUGAGGGCAGCAGGAGGCUCGACUUCAGUGAUGAAAGUGCCAAUAAAGACAAUGCCACAGUACCAGAACCAAAUGAGAGUGUUGAGGGUGAAGACGGGAGCUGCAUUUCCCAUCACCAGCAUGUGGGGCCCCUAUGUGAGCUUGGGGGUGGGGAGUGCCCUUCGGGGAGCGGUGUGGAGUGCCCCAAGUGUGACACCAUCCUGGGCUCCUCACGGUCACUUGGCGGCCACAUGACCAUGAUGCAUUCACGAAACUCGUGUAAGACGCUCAAGUGCCCCAAGUGUAAUUGGCACUACAAGUACCAGCAGACGCUUGAGGCUCACAUGAAGGAAAAGCACCCAGAGCCAGGGGGUGCGUGUGCCUACUGCAAAAGCGGGCAGCCCCACCCACGGCUGGCACGGGGCGAGAGCUACACAUGUGGUUACAAGCCUUUCCGCUGUGAGGUUUGUAACUACUCCACUACUACCAAAGGCAACCUCAGUAUUCAUAUGCAGUCUGACAAGCAUCUCAACAACAUGCAGAACCUGCAGAAUGGAGGUGGGGAACAAGUUUUCAGCCACACUGCUGGGGCUGCGGCGGCGGCGGCAGCUGCUGCUGCUGCGGCUGCUGCUGCUGCCGCCACCAACAUGGGUAGCAGCUGUGGGGCCCCCUCCCCCACCAAACCAAAAAGCAAACCAACCUGGCGGUGCGAGGUUUGUGACUAUGAGACCAAUGUUGCCAGGAACCUUCGCAUUCACAUGACCAGUGAGAAGCACAUGCACAACAUGAUGCUGCUUCAGCAGAACAUGAGCCAAAUGCAGCACAACCGCCACUUGGGCCUGGGCAGCCUGCCUGCUGAGGCUGAGCUGUACCAGUACUACCUGGCUCAGAAUAUGACCCUGCCCAACCUCAAGAUGGACAGCGCUGCGUCCGAGGCUCCGUUCAUGAUGGGCAGCUUCCAGAUGGAUCCCACCAACACAAUAGCAUCCAUGGCCCCAUCUCUAGUGGGUGGAGAGAUCCCCCUGGACAUGCGGCUUGGGGGUGGGCAGCUGGUGUCUGAGGAGCUAAUGAACCUGGGGGAGACGUUCACGCAGACCAAUGACCCUUCGCUGAAGCUUUUCCAGUGUGCCGUGUGCAACAAGUUCACCACAGACAAUUUGGACCUGCUGGGGCUGCACAUGAACGUGGAGCGCAGCCUGCCUGAAGAGGAAUGGAAGGCUGUGAUGGGGGACUCUUAUCAGUGCAAGUUGUGUCGCUACAAUACGCAGCUCAAGGCCAAUUUCCAGCUCCAUUGCAAGACUGACAAACACGUGCAGAAGUACCAGCUGGUGGCACAUAUCAAGGAGGGGGGCAAGGCCAAUGAGUGGAGGCUCAAGUGUGUGGCUAUUGGGAACCCCGUGCAUUUGAAAUGCAAUGCCUGUGACUAUUAUACCAACAGCUUGGAGAAGCUGCGUCUCCACACAGCGAACUCCAGGCAUGAGGCCAGCCUGAAACUCUACAAGUUAGCCAUGGAACCGACAAGAGGAGAGGCGACUCUUGAUUUAAUCCUAUAUGAUGCCCUGGAUCUGGUGCAAGAUCACCUUCAGCAUCAUGAGAGUGGAGUUGAUGGGGAAAGCUGCUUCUACCACUGUGUCCUAUGUAACUACUCCACCAAGGCCAAACUAAAUCUCAUUCAGCAUGUUCGCUCCAUGAAGCACCAACGGAGUGAGAGUCUGCGUAAGCUGCAGCGCCUACAGAAGGGCCUUCCCGAAGAAGAGGAGGACUUGGGCCAGAUCUUCACCAUCCAGAAGUGCUCCGCCCCUGAUGCUGAGGAGUUGAUUGAAGAUGCAGAAGGGCCUCCUAGUGAGGCAGCUGCUGAACCAGAAGAGCCUGUUAAAGAUGCAGAGACUGCUGUUGAAAAGGAUGAGGGCAAAUGGGCGGCAGCACAUGUUACCCCAGCUGAAAAGGAGCUGACAGAGUCCCCAGCAUCCUCUAAACGUAUCUCCUUUCCGAGAAGCUCUGAGUCGCCUGUCACCAAAUGGCCUAAAACAUCAGAUGAUACCAAGCUGGAGCAGGUAUAUCAGUGCCCAUAUUGCAAGUACAGUAACACCGAUGUCAACCGGUUGAGGGUCCAUGCCAUGACUCAGCACUCGGUCCAGCCAAUGCUUCGGUGCCCUCUCUGCCAGGACAUGCUCAGCAACAAGAUCCACCUGCAGCUGCACCUCACUCACCUCCACAGUGUCUCCCCGGACUGUGUGGAGAAGCUCAUUUUGACGGUGACAACCCCAGAGGUUAUGAUGCCUAGCAGUAUGUUUCUUCCAGCUGCAACACCAGAUCGAGAUGGGAACACCAGCACGGAUGAGUCAGCCAAGCAGCCUGAGACUUCAGAGGACUUAGGCAAAGGCCUGCUACUGCCUUCUGAGAACACAGGGGAGCGUGGGGCAGAACCAAAGCCUGCUCCGCCUGACCAGGCCUCUGCCAGGGAUGAUGCUGGAUUUCUGUGCUGGAAGAAGGGCUGCAGCCAGGUGUUCAAAAGCUCCACUGCCCUGCAAGCGCAUUUCAAUGAGGUCCACACUAAGCGGCCCCAGUUGCCUGUCUCUGACCGUCACGUUUACAAAUACCGCUGCAACCAAUGCAGCCUGGCCUUCAAAACAAUCGAGAAGCUCCAGCUGCACUCCCAGUACCAUGUCAUCCGGGCAGCUACUAUGUGUUGCCUUUGCCAACGCAGCUUCCGCACUUUUCAAGCCCUCAAGAAGCACCUGGAGACAAGUCACCUGGAACUGAGUGAAGCUGACAUCCAGCAACUGUACGGUGGGCUUCUGGUCAACGGGGACCUCCUGGCCAUGGGUGACCCUUCGCUGGCUGAAGACCACACUGUCAUAGUAGAGGAAGACAAAGAGGAGGAGAGUGACCUAGAGGACAAGCAAAGUCCCACAGGAAGUGACUCUGGGUCUGUACAGGAAGACUCUGGCUCAGAACCAAAACGAGCUCUCCCCUUCCGAAAGGGCCCAAACUUCACCAUGGAGAAGUUCCUGGACCCAUCCCGCCCAUACAAGUGCACAGUUUGCAAAGAAUCCUUCACACAGAAAAACAUCCUUUUGGUCCACUACAAUUCAGUCUCUCACCUGCACAAGCUGAAACGAGCCCUCCAAGAGUCCACCUCUGGCCAGCCGGAGCCCACCAGCAGCCCCGACAACAAGCCCUUCAAGUGCAGCACUUGCAGCGUGGCCUAUAGCCAGAGCUCCACCUUAGAGAUCCACAUGCGGUCCGUCCUACAUCAGACCAAGGCACGAGCUGCCAAACUGGAGGCUGCAGGGGGUAGCAGUGGCAGCAGCAACAGCAAUGGAGCUGCUGGUGGCAGUGGUGGCAGCAUCAGCAGCGUCUCUCUGGGCUCUUCCACACCCAGCCCCAUCAGCACAACCACCACCACCUCCUUUGCCAUGACAAACACAAGCACUGCCAGCACAGCUCCCGUCUCUAGUCUGCUCAGCCAGGUCUCUUGCGAGAGCACUGGGAUCCCUUCUCUCAGCAACCCCAUCACUACCAGCUCCACCCUGGCAGCUGCUGCAAGCCCCUCUGAGCCCAAAGAGGUGAACCGUAAGAAACUGGCUGACAUGAUUGCUUCACGGCAGCAGCAACAGCAACAGCAGCAGCAGCAUCAAGCUCACACUUUGGCGCAGGCACAGGCGCAAGUACAGGCGCAGCUCCAGCAAGAGCUCCAGCAACAAGCUGCUCUCAUCCAGUCACAGCUCUUCAACCCUGCUCUCCUGCCCCACUUCCCGAUGACCACAGAGACCCUCCUCCAGCUCCAGCAGCAGCAGCACCUUCUCUUCCCCUUCUACAUUCCCAGUGCCGAGUUCCAGCUGAACCCCGAAGUGAGCUUGCCUGUGACCAGCGGCACACUGACACUGACUGGGACCGGACCUAGCCUUCUGGACGACUUGAAGGUGCAGCUCCCCCAGCCAGGCCACCCACCACUCCUGCAGCAGCCGCCACAGCAGCAGCUGGCUCAAGGUCAGCUGUCACAGCCGCCUCAUUGUGUUCUCCUCCAGCAGAGCCAACACUCAGAGAAGAAGAGCAAGGCUUUUGGGAAGGAGAAGGAAGUCCAAAGGGAACAGGAGAGCUUUGAAAAGGGGGAUGGCACCUCCAUCUCUAAAGAGCACCUGCCUGACACCCUGAAGUCCAAAGACAAGCCAGAGUCAGCAGGGACAGGAUCGGGCCCUGCAGAACCUUCUAUGUUUCCUCCUCGUAUCGCAUCAGAUGCACGUGGGAAUGCCACAAAAGCCUUGCUGGAAAACUUUGGUUUUGAGUUGGUCAUUCAGUACAAUGAGAACAAGCAGAAGGUGCAGAAGAAGGCUGGGAAGACAGAGCAGGGUGACAACUUGGAAAAGUUGGAAUGUGAGUCAUGUGGGAAAUUCUUCUCCAACGUCCUCAUCCUGAAGAGCCACCAAGAACAUGUCCACCAGCAUUACUUCCCCUUCAAGCAGCUGGAAAAGUUUGCCAAGCAGUACCGUGAACACUACGACAAGCUGUAUCCACUGCGGCCUCAAACUCCAGAGCCGCCCCCUCCCCCGCCGCCACCGCCCCCUCCACCUCUUCCUCCUCCUCUGCCAGCUCCACCUCCACAGCAGCCUUCUACACCUACCAUUCCUGCUUCGGCUCCAUCCAUUACAUCUCCCACCAUUACACCAGCCCAGCCAUCGCUGCCCCUCACUCAACUUUCCAUGCCUAUGGAGCUGCCCAUCUUCUCUCCCCUGAUGAUGCAGACCAUGCCUUUGCAAACCUUGCCUGCCCAGUUGCCACCGCAGCUUGGCCCCGUGGAUGCUUUGCCUGCAGACCUGGCCCAGCUGUACCAACACCAGCUCAACCCAGGCCUUCUGCAGCAGCAGCAGCAGAACAAGAGGCCACGCACGCGGAUCACAGAUGACCAGCUCCGGGUCUUGAGGCAAUAUUUUGAUAUCAACAAUUCCCCAAGCGAGGAGCAGAUCAAGGAGAUGGCAGACAAGUCUGGACUGCCACAGAAGGUGAUCAAGCACUGGUUUCGGAACACACUCUUCAAAGAGCGCCAGCGCAACAAGGACUCCCCAUACAACUUCAGCAAUCCUCCAAUUACCAGCCUGGAGGACCUGAAGGUAGAUUCUCGACCACCCUCUCCAGAGCCUCAAAAGCAUGAGUACUGGGGAAGCAAGAGGUCUUCCAGGACUCGCUUUACUGACUACCAACUCCGAGUGCUGCAGGAUUUCUUUGAUGCCAAUGCUUACCCCAAGGAUGAUGAAUUCGAGCAGCUCUCAAAUUUGCUCAACCUUCCAACCCGUGUGAUAGUGGUAUGGUUUCAGAAUGCUCGCCAGAAGGCCAGGAAAAACUACGAGAAUCAGGGGGAAGGGAAGGAUGGAGAGCGACGGGAGCUGACAAAUGACAGGUACAUCCGGACAAGCAACUUGAAUUACCAGUGCAAGAAGUGCAGCCUUGUCUUCCAGCGCAUCUUUGACCUGAUCAAACAUCAGAAAAAGCUGUGCUACAAGGAUGAGGAUGAAGACGGGCAGGAUGACAGUCAGAACGAGGAUUCCAUGGAUGCAGCAGAGCUGCUGACCCCAACCAGUUCCUCCUGCAGCACCCCAAUGCCUUCCCAGGCCUACAGCACCCCCACGUCUUCUGCAAACACAGCCUGCUCUUCCUCAGCUUUCCUACCACAGCUCACUGCUGAAGCAGACGAUGACUUCGCCAUCUAUAGUUCUAAAGCAGAAGCUACAGACGAAAAACCAAAGCAACCUGAACCUCCAAGUACGCAGCAAAACCAAACUCCAGAGAAGCAAAUGCAACCAAAGCAGGAGGUGCAGCAGCAGCAGCAGCAGGACCCAGGCGAGCCAAAGGCCAGUGCAGCACACCCAAAGGCCUCCCCACCCACCCCACAGCAAUCAGUCCAGCCUCCUCCACAGUCUGUGCUGCCACAGUCCAGUCCUAGCCCCUCACAACUCUCUCACCUACACCUCAAGCCCCUUCACACAUCCACCCCUCAACAGCUGGCCAACAUGCCUCCUCAGCUCAUCCCCUACCAAUGUGACCAGUGCAAACUAGCAUUUCCCUCCUUUGAGCAUUGGCAAGAGCAUCAGCAGCUCCACUUCUUGAGUGCCCAGAACCAGUUUAUCCACCCCCAGUUUCUGGACAGGACUUUGGAUAUGCCUUUCAUGCUCUUUGACCCCAGCAACCCCCUCCUGGCCAGUCAGCUGCUGUCUGGGACGCUCCCCCAGCUGCCCAUGAGCUCAGCCACUUCACCCUCCACACCAACAUCCACCAUGAGCACACUGAAGAGAAAGUUGGAGGAGAAAGCCAGUGCAAGUCCUGGCGAGAAUGACAGCAGCACUGGCGGGGAGGAGCCCCAGAGGGACAAGCGUCUCCGAACAACCAUCACCCCAGAACAGCUGGAAAUUCUCUACCAGAAAUACUUACUUGAUUCCAACCCUACCAGAAAGAUGCUUGACCACAUUGCUCACGAGGUAGGUUUGAAAAAACGUGUGGUGCAGGUUUGGUUCCAGAACACUCGGGCCCGGGAGCGGAAGGGGCAGUUCCGGGCAGUGGGGCCUGCCCAGGCCCACAGGCGGUGCCCUUUUUGCCGGGCCCUCUUCAAAGCCAAAACAGCCCUGGAAGCACACAUCCGAUCGCGGCACUGGCAUGAAGCCAAGCGGGCAGGGUACAACUUGACCUUGUCAGCCAUGCUUUUAGAUUGUGAUGGAGGGCUCCAGAUGAAGGGAGACCUCUUUGAUGGAGCAAGCUUUGCUCACCUGCCACUCACCAGCAGCGAUAGCCAGGGCAUUCCGCUCUCCCCAGUGAGCAAGUCUCUGGAGCUCUCUCCUCGAACUCUGCUGAGCCCCUCCUCCAUUAAAGUAGAAGGGAUAGAGGACUUUGAGAGCCCCUCUAUGUCCUCUGUCAAUCUGAGCUUUGACCACACCAAGCUGGACAACGAUGACUGCUCCUCUGUCAACACAGCCAUCACAGACACCACCACGGGGGAUGAAGGCAAUGCAGACAAUGACAGUGCCACGGGGAUCACCACUGAAGCCAAAUGCACCUCAGGGCCAGGUGAGGGCCUGACCAAGGCUGCCAUGAUAGCAAUGUCAGAGUAUGAAGACAGACUGUCUUCUGGCCUUGUCAGCCCAGCUCCCAGUUACUACAGCAAAGAGUAUGACAAUGAAGGUACUGUGGACUACAGUGAGACCUCCAGCCUGGCAGACCCUUGCUCACCCAGCCCUGGCACAAGUGGCUCAGCGGGCAAGUCUGGAGAUAGCGGGGAUCGGCCAGGACAGAAGCGCUUCCGGACACAAAUGACGAACCUCCAGCUGAAGGUCCUAAAGUCCUGCUUUAAUGACUACAGGACUCCAACCAUGCUGGAAUGUGAGGUCCUGGGCAACGAUAUUGGGCUGCCAAAGAGAGUUGUUCAGGUCUGGUUCCAGAAUGCUCGGGCCAAGGAGAAGAAGGCCAAGCUCAGUAUGGCCAAGCAUUUUGGCAUUAACCAAGCAAGUUACGAGGGACCCAAAACAGAGUGCACUUUGUGUGGUGUCAAGUACAGUGCCCACUUGUCUGUACGUGACCAUAUCUUCUCUCAGCAGCACAUUUCCAAAGUGAAGGACACCAUCGGAAGCCAGCUGGACAAAGAGAAGGAGUACUUUGACCCAGCGACUGUCCGUCAGUUGAUGGCGCAGCAGGAGCUGGACCGGAUCAAGAAGGCCAAUGAAGUUCUCGGCCUGGCUGCUCAGCAGCAAGGCAUGUUUGACAGCCCCCCUCUGCAGGCUUUGAACCUUCCUGCCACCUACCCAGCAGCACUUCAGGGCAUCCCUCCUGUCCUCUUGCCGGGCCUCAACAGCCCAUCCUUGCCUGGCUUCACUCCCUCAAACACAGCUUUAACUUCUCCAAAACCCAACCUGAUGGGUCUACCCGGCACAAGCAUCCCCUCGCCUGGCCUUCCCACCUCUGGAUUACCAAAUAAACAACCUUCGGCCUCCCUGAGCUCCCCCACCCCAGCACAAGCCACAGCGGCCACGGUUCCACAGCCACAGCCACCGCAGCCUCAGCCACCGCCUCGGAAGGACAAAGAAAGUGAGAAGACGAAAGAGAAGGACAAAGCACCCAAGGGGGGGAAGGGGGAUUCCCUGCUGGCACCCAAGAAGGACAAAGUGGAGGUGCCUGCCCCAGCUGCCCUCUCUGCCACGCUGCCUGCCAUGGAGUACUCUGUGGACCCCACGCAGCUCCAGGCUCUGCAGGCAGCUCUGAACUCGGACCCCACAGCUUUGCUGACGAGCCAGUUCCUCCCCUACUUUGUCCCUGGUUUUUCUCCCUACUAUGCCCCUCAGAUCCCAGGGGCCUUACAGAGCGGGUACCUUCAGCCCAUGUAUGGCAUGGAGGGGCUGUUCCCUUAUAGCCCUGCACUGUCACAAGCCCUGCUCGGCUUGUCCCCUGGUUCCCUGUUGCAGCAGUACCAGCAAUAUCAACAGAGCCUGCAAGAAGCGUUGCAGCAACAGCAGCAGCAGCAACAACAACAGCAGCAGCAGCAGCAGCAACAACAACAGAGGCAAGCGCAACAGCAGCAGCAGAAAUUGCUGCAGCUGCAGCAGCAGCAGCAGCCCAAAGGAAGCCAAACCCCAGUCCCCUUAGGGGCUGCUACCCCAGAAAAAGACCCUGCCAAAGAAUCCCCCAAGCAAGAAGAGCAGAAGAAUGCACCCCGCGAGGUGUCCCCCCACCUGCCCAAACCCCAAGAAGAGCCUGAAACGGAAAGCAACAGUGCUGUGGACUCCCUCUGUGACCCCUUCAUCGUUCCAAAGGUGCAGUACAGGCUGGUCUGCCAGAAGUGCCAGGCAGGCUUCAGCACCCAGGAGGCAGCCACCGACCACCUGAAGUCCCUCUGCUUCUUCGGCCAGUCUGUGGUGAAUCUGCAAGAGAUGGUGCUUCAUGUGCCCACGGGCGGCAGCAGCAAGGGCAACAGCUCGUACCAGUGUGUGGCGUGUGAGAGCACGGUGUGCGGGGAUGAAGCCCUCCAGCAGCAUCUUGAGUCUGCCUCGCACAAACAUCGAACAAUCCCAAGAGCAGCAAGAAACGCCAAAGAGCACCCCAGUCUAUUACCUCACUCCGCCUGCCUCCCCGACCCUAGCACCGCAUCUACCUCGCAGUCUGCCGCUCACUCAAAUGACAGCCCCUCCCCCCCGUCCUCAGCUUCCCCCCACACCUCCAGAAAGUCUUGGCCUCAAGUGGUCCCCCAGGCUCCUCUGGGGAAGCCUCCUCCUCCUCCUCUCUCCUCAUCUUCAACGGUUACCUCAAGUUCAUGCAGCACCUCAGGGGUUCAGCCCUCGAUGCCAACAGAUGACUAUUUGGAGGAGUCUGACUCGGAUCUUAGCCAAAAGUCCAAUGGACCGGCUAGCCCGGCGGAGAGGCCUGAGGAGCCAAGCUGCCCCAAGGACGGUGGUCUCACUAGCCUAGAAAUGGACACCUUUAGAUUGUAAGCUUUGAAGAUGAACAAUUUAAAAAAAUGAAUUAAAAAAAAAAUUAACAAACCAAUUUCAAAAAUAGACUAACUGCAAUUCCAAAGCUUCUAACCAAAAAAAAGAAAAAGAAAAAAAGAAGAGAGAAGUGUGGGUUGUUUUCCCAUAUACCGAUGCCGGCAGAUUUUCCAUUGCUUUCUUUUUGCAUUUCGGCUGUGCUGUGUUGGUCUGGAAGGCCCAAGCCCCCUACCCCACCCUGGUUGCCUCUCCGGGGUCUUUCUGUCUGUCUGUGGAGCCCCAGCCCUCCCCCCCCCCUUUGAGAGCACAGCAGAGGCCGGCAUAACUGUAUGGGAAAGCAGACCACCUUGUUACCGUUUUAAAUUUCUUGCUAUCUUAGCAUUCAGAUACCAAUGGCUUGCUAAAAGGAAAAAAAAAAGAAAUGUAACGUCUUUUUAUUCUCAGGUCAAUCGCUCACACUUUGUUCGGUUUUCAGAAUCAUUGUUUUAUAUAAAUAUAUAUAUAUAUAAUUUCUUUUUUGGUUUUGAUUUUUUUUCCAAGAAAAGGAAUUUUUUUGUUAAUUUAAAAAUGGGCAGAAAGUCUUCAAGAGACAAACAAUGUGAACUGUGUUAGCUUUCUGGGGAUUUUAAGGGUAGCUUUUCUGCUGAAGCCAAUUUCAAGGGGAAAAGUUCAGCACUCCCACUUUUCAGAAAAACAAACAAACCCAACAACACGCAAAGAGUGUUAAGGACUUGGAGCUUAAAAAUAAGUUUUAAAACAACUGACUUUCUGUAUUUAUGAUAGAUAUGACCAUUUUUGGUGUUGAGUAGAUUGUUGCAUUGGAAAUGAACUGAAGCAGUAUGGUAGAUUUAAAAGAAAAACCCCUUUUGUGUACAUUUAGCUUUUGUAUUGGUCCAGCUGACGGCUUCUCAUUGGAUGUUGUCUUGUUCAUUCCUAGCCAGCUAGAUUACAACCCAUCGAUUCGCUCGCCGAAGCUUCCCCUCCCCCUUUGUACCUUGACUCCCUUCUCCAUCCUGUAAUCUUCCACUUAUGGUCACUGCCUUCAUUUCUUAGAGGGCAGCUGCAGAAUUAUUUUAUAAAAACUAAAGAAAAAAUUCAAAGGGUUUCAAAGGGGGUCAGUAGGAUCCCUUGCAGAAUAUUUUUGUUGGGGGUUCAAAACUUUUUAAGGUGUAUACAUGUCUGUUACCCUUGUGCACUUAACUCUGUCUUCUUCUUUUCUUUUUCUUCUUCUUUUGGCUUCCUUUCCUCAUUUUGUAAAUGCUUCAAAGGCUCCAUUUUGGAACUGUAGGCCUUUGUUUCUCUUUGGGUAAUUAGGGUGCACUUCUUCCUUUUUCCAAGGACUUUUUGUUAUAUAUGUGUGUGUGUGCUUGUGCGUGUGUGUGCGCGCGUGCAUGUGUGGGUGGGUUUUGUUUUGUUUUUCUGUUUUGUUUUUCUUUCCUCGAAAAGAAAAUUCAUGCUUUAAAUAAAAUCCAAAGACAAACCCUUUUCACCACUGGUGCAGAAUGAGCAAAAAGGAUUCUUUUGACUUGAGGAUUUGUUUCUGAUUACCGCCACAAGAAUCAGUUUAAAUAAAGGAACUCAUAAAGAAAAACAUGCAUGUAGGUUGUUCUCUGUGCUUCUUCUGCAAGCAGAGGAGCAACCCUUCCUGCAACUGCAACAAACAACACGAUGCUCCUGCGUUGUUAGGGUGGUGUCGCUGCUAGUGUCGUGUGAGCCCCAGAGGGGCAGGCAACAAAAAGCAUUUGGGGCCUGGUGCAAAUCUCUCUCUGCUCCUGGUGGCAUCUUCUCUGGUCCGGAAACUGAAAGGAAAACUUUGUGCUGCUACAAUGUAGAGUUUGGAGACAAGCAGGCCUUGCAUGGUCACUUCCUAGCCAAAGGUCAACAUUCCCUUCUCCCUCCCUGCACCCACCCUCAAUAGUGAAAGGCCGCCUCCUCCUCCUCCUCCUCCUCCUCUUCCUGACCAUCUUCCUUGUGUUUCAAAAGGGAACUAGACUGUGAAUGGGGGGAGGGGGAGGGAAGGGGCACUUCUUUCUCCUUCAGACUUCUCUUCCCUUCCUCCCUUCUCCCCAGCCCGCAAACUGUGGAAGCUGCCAGAGCCCCUGGGUGAGGCUGGUGUGUUCCAUCCCAGAGAGGAAGGGCGGGUGGGCAGGCAGACUGACCAAUGGACAGCAGCAGCGUCCUCCUCCUCCUCCUCCUCUCUCCUUCCCUCCCAAACCAGGACUCUUCAUGCCUUUUUUGUCUUUAGCUUAAUGGAAGACUCAACCUUGAACUGGUGUACAUAUUUCUGACUAGACUGAUGCACAAUGCAAGUUGCUUUUUUUAAAUUUUUUAAGUAGACCGUACUAAAAAGAGUACCAUUGAAUAUUCCUGCCAGUAUCCAAUUGUAGCAUAAGGUGUCAAAAGCGGACAAAAUGUUGCUGUUUUCCCUUUUUACAAAGAUCCUUGUAUUUUUCCCUUGCUUGAGAUGAACAUUUUUUAAAUUUUAAAGUUGUACAGUUUUUGUUUCCAUUAUUUUAUCUUGUUUGUAAUUCUAUGAAAAAUAUAUAGAUAUAUAUAUAUAUUUUUUGCCAUUUAACUUGUAUGUUACUCUGUAUCAUAUAGAAGUUUUUUGUUUUGUUUUGGUUCUCUGUGUGGUAUAAGUUGCCAGUUAAACACUAGCUUUACCUGUCAGGUUUGCGUGGUCUGCUUUGAAAUCAUUUUGUUUAUUUCCCCUUCUCCCUCCCUCCCCCCCCUUCCCCUGCCCCACUCCCGUAGAUUAAUCACACAGGGUGCAAUCUUCCUCCUCCCACUCCAAAUAGUGUUUCAGUGCAUUUUCUGAUAACUCUUCCUCUGUGUGGGGGGAGACUCUCCCAGUCUGAUGAGAGACGUCUCUGUCCUAGAAGGGCAGAGCAGCCUCCCCUGCUGCCCCUCUCCUCUCUCCUGCUCCCACAGCCAACAUGGAGCUCAUAGAGCUCCCUGAGCCAAGUAGCCCCUCCAAGCCAUCCUCUGCCUCCUCCCACCCUGCCAUUUGGGGUUGUGUGGGUUGGCACUUGGGUUCUGCAGAAGCUCAGCAGGGAAGGAGGAGCAGCUGCACUAAGCAGCACCCAGAGUAGUGCUGGGAAGUGGGGGUGGGAAUGAGGCCUCUGUGCCAGCCAGUAUUUGGUGCCUGGGCUGCAAAAUCCUCCAGCCUCUUCUUUCCCAUGGAACUGGCCUCUUACCUGAGCCACCGUUCACACUGCGGAGAUGUCAUUUUGUUUUUAACAGCUCUCCCUUGAUGCUGGAAUUUAAGCCAAGUGAUAGAACGGAAAACACAAGCAUGGCAUUAUUGAGCAGAGCAGUGUCUGUAACCAAGAGUGUUCUGAAGAAGUGGAAUGUUGCUGGCUCUGGUUCCAACCAAGACCGUGCCAGGUAGGCAGGCAGGUGAUGACUGAGGUGCAGCAGGGCCCCUGUGCAAGCCAGCACAAAGGGUGGCAGUCUGGGACUCUCUUAAACAGAAGUAGAACAUGAGAUAUUUGGUUGGAUUGAUGGCGCUGGAAAUCCUGCCCACUGUGAAACACAAAGUUUUUGACUAUUUUUCAUUUGUUUGAUUCGGGGGCGGGGGGUGGGGACAAGUCUGGAUAAAACAGAAAGCAUAAAUGAGGUGAAGAGGUAUAUGAACAGCCUUUGCAAUGUACAAAAACUAGAGCAAGUGAAACCAAAAAUGAUGUUCUUGGUGUUUUUCUAUAAUGUAGUCUUGUUAGCUUUUUUGUUACUGUAACAAUGCUGAUCUCGAACUGUACCAAAAUACAUGGAGACGGACAAAAACAGAAACCACACGGAACUCUUAAAAAAAAAGAUUUUGUCACAAAACACUUUGUUGUCAUAGUUAAGUUGAUUGUAGAUGGUAAUUGAAUAUACUCCUUUGAAAAUA
Podarcis muralis (Common wall lizard) is the source of this 15177-nucleotide messenger RNA. NCBI's taxonomy places the organism in Eukaryota, Metazoa, Chordata, Lepidosauria, Squamata, Lacertidae. The record is from RefSeq and is a predicted model, not a curated record.